GAGUGGCAGAUUUGAGUUUAAUCAGUGCAAGAACACGUAAUAUUAACUAUGUGUCCUGAGAGCGGACGUCUUUGAGAAGGCGAGGAGGCCAGUACGGUAAGGACUUCCUUACCCUCAGAGCUCACCAGAAGAUACCAUGUAACCAGAUUUAACCAGUCUGCUUUAUUUGUUGCUGUCACAUCUUUCGGUUAAAACAUGGACUUCAGAUCCAAGCACGGCGUGGCGCUGAUGGACCGCCUGUGGAGGAUGAGGGAGGCGGACGAGCUGACGGAUGUGGUGCUGGUGGCAGAGGGAGUGCGCUUCCCUUGUCACAGGGUCAUCCUCGCUGCCUUCAGCCCCUACUUCCAGGCCAUGUUCACCUGCGGCCUGCAGGAGUGCAGCCAGAGAGAGGUGGAGCUGCAGGACACACCCGCCGAGAGCCUGCGCAUCCUCCUCAACUACAUGUACCGCUCGGAGCUGCCGCUGUCAAAUGCCAACGUGCAGGGCGUGUCUGUUACCGCCUUCCUGCUGCAGAUGGACGACGUCUUCUAUCGCUGCCAGAGGCACAUGAUUGACAACAUGGACGCCUCCAACUGCCUGGGCGUGUACUACUACGCCAGGAGCCUAGGUGCUGAGGAUCUGGAGGAUCAGGCCCAGCGGUACCUGCGCCAGCACUUCGCCCAGGUGUGCUUGAACGAGGAGGUGCUGGACCUGGAGUGCCACCAGCUGUUGUCGCUGAUCGGCUCUGACGACCUGAACGUGUCACGCGAGGAGAGCAUCCUGGACGUGGUGCUGCGCUGGGUGAACCGCUCCCCGACGGAGCGCGCGCCGCGCCUCCCGGAGCUCCUGCGGAAGGUGCGCCUGCCGCUGGUGUGCCCCGACUUCCUGCGGGAGGCGUUGCGGAGGAACACGGUGCUGCUCGCCAACGCCGACUGUCACGACCUCAUCGACAAGGCGCUGGAGGCCAUCGAGCAGCACCCUUCAGCCGCGCCCCGGCGGCUGAAGCUCCGCUUCGGCAUGGAGACCACCGACCUGCUGCUCUGCAUCGGCAACGACGGCCAGGGAAUCAGGUCCCGUUACGGGACCUACUCGGAUUACAGCUUCUGCUUCGCCCCCAGCACCAGCCAGGUGCACUUCAUCACCUCGCCCCGCUACGGAGAGGCGCUGGGCUACGUCUGCGCCGGCGUGGUCACCGAGGACAACCAGAUAAUUGUGGCAGGGGAGGCAGGACCCCGCAGGAUGGCACGAGAGAAGAGCAGGAAUGUGGAGCUCCUCAGGUACAAGGCUGCAGCCCAGGGCAGCUGGCACAGACUGUGUUCAGCAGAGCACCGGGACAUGUAUGCUCUGGGUGCACUGGGGGACACCCUGUACCUCCUGGGGGGGCAGAAGAAGCUGAAGAACCAGUAUCUCAUCACCAACAGUGUGGAGCGCUGGUCUAUGAAGGGUGGGGCCUGGCGCAGUGCCCCCCCCUUGCCCCUUCCACUGGCCUCCCACUGUGCUGUCACUCUCAAGGACCGCCUCUAUGUGCUGGGGGGGCGGACCCCACAGUUUGACCGGCCUGAUGAUGAGCCGGAUCGGCUGAGCAGCCAUGUUUUUCAGUUUGACCCCAGCACAAACAAGUGGACUGAGUGUGGCCCCAUGCGGUACUCCAAGUACCGCUGCAGUGCGGUUGUGCUGAAUGGGGAGAUCUACGUCCUGGGGGGCAUUGGCUGUCAGGGUGUGGACCGUGGGCAGUCCCGCCGCUGCCUUGAUGUUGUGGAGAUCUACAACCCGGAUGGGGAUUUCUGGAGGGAAGGGCCCCCACUACCCGGGCCCCUGCUCACCUUACGCACAAAUGCCUCUAACGCUGGUGUGGUGGAGGGCAAGCUGUAUGUGUGUGGAUUCUACAGAGGGGCAGAUCGGCAUGAUGUCAUAACCAAGGACAUUCUGGAGCUGGAUCCCUGGGAGAACCGCUGGACCAUGGUGGCGAGACGUGUCCUGAUGCACGACAGCUAUGAUGUCUGUCUGGUGGCCAAUCUGAACCCCCGCAACCUUCUAGCCCCACCCAGUGAUCUGCUUGAUGUGUAA
Molecule: messenger RNA, 2046 nt
Organism: Megalops cyprinoides (Indo-Pacific tarpon)
Lineage: Eukaryota; Metazoa; Chordata; Actinopteri; Elopiformes; Megalopidae
Gene: kbtbd12
Product: kelch repeat and BTB (POZ) domain containing 12
Exons: 6
Coding region: 196-2046 (616 amino acids)
Molecular function (GO): protein binding
Source: RefSeq, a predicted model, not a curated record